Messenger RNA from Papaver somniferum (opium poppy), 916 nucleotides. RefSeq names its product 60S ribosomal protein L30-like. The record is from RefSeq and is a predicted model, not a curated record. Gene Ontology annotation, molecular function: RNA binding; structural constituent of ribosome. The coding region runs from base 142 to 480 and encodes 112 amino acids. Gene Ontology annotation, cellular component: cytosolic large ribosomal subunit. NCBI's taxonomy places the organism in Eukaryota, Viridiplantae, Streptophyta, Magnoliopsida, Ranunculales, Papaveraceae. The transcript has 5 exons.
CAGGGUUCCAUUAUAAACCCUAAAACCAUAUUCUGUAUCAUUUCUUCUUCUUCUUCUUCUUUUUCCAUUAUAGAUUCGCUGCCGGCUUCAGAGAAGUGACAAUCGAAAUCUCCAUUUCCGUUUCUCUUGAAGUAAGCAAAGAUGGUGGUCGCAAAGAAAAUGAAGAAGACUCAUGAGAGUAUUAACAACAGACUUGCUCUUGUGAUGAAGAGUGGGAAGUACACCCUUGGUUACAAAACAGUCCUCAGGACUCUCAGGAGCUCCAAAUCAAAGCUCAUAAUUAUCUCAAACAACUGUCCUCUCUUGAGAAAAUCUGAGAUUGAGUACUAUGCUAUGCUUGCCAAGGUUGGAGUUCACCAUUUCAAUGGAAACAAUGUCGACUUGGGAACAGCUUGUGGGCGAUACUACCGUGUAUCAUGCCUGAGUAUCAUCGAUCCAGGUGAUUCUGAUAUCAUCAAAACUCUUCCUGGUGACCAGUAAGCGGAGAAAGCUAGGGUAUCCAUUCACUUGAUUCAGAUUUUCCUUCUGGUCAUCUCUUUUUCUCCUUUUCCCCUAUUUAGCUUAAGUUGAGUCACAGUUGAAUUGAAUCGAAUCAAACUUUGUAGGUUUAUUUCAAAUCUGUAAGGCCGGAAGUACACAUAGAUACAAUGGUUUUGGAAAGUGAAAGUAUGCUCUUGCACUUUAUGAAUAUCGUGUGAGACUAUCUUUUUUGUUUGUGUUUGUCCAUUUCAGCCUAGAAGUUUCCAAAAUCGCCAGUCUUCUGGUCAUUAGUACUUUAUCCAAAAUUGUUGCUGUUAGCAUUCAGUGGUGGUGUAAACUGCCUAACCCUCACCUGAGCUUAGUGUUUGCCAUAAGCUGUAUUGGUGCUAGAUUUGUUUGAUGGGAGUUGUUAAGAAUUUUUCCAUGUCUUUAUAUA